Molecule: messenger RNA, 3690 nt
Organism: Oryzias melastigma (Indian medaka)
Lineage: Eukaryota; Metazoa; Chordata; Actinopteri; Beloniformes; Adrianichthyidae
Product: collagen alpha-1(XXI) chain
Exons: 32
Coding region: 375-3188 (937 amino acids)
Source: RefSeq, a predicted model, not a curated record
AUGCCUUUUCAUCUGCUCCUGCUAAUUUUCCACAACCUACAAUUCAUGCGGCCUCUAAACAGAUGCAGAGAGAAUGUUCUCCACGCUCAAGGUUCCCCUUUCCUCAGACACUAUCUGAGGUCUUCAUGGUUGUGAGAGAUUCUUAUUUUCUAAUCUUUUUCUAUCUUCAACUGUGUAGUGGCGUUUGUGCGUGGUGUCCCGUUUUGUGAUGACGCUUGUGGUGACUUUUGGAGGAUGCCUCCACACUCCUCCCCUCCUCCUGCGAGUCAGGAGGAGGAUCUCUGCAGCCGAACCAGGCCUCCUCAUCUCCUGCAGCCCUCGUCUCUGGCUGCCAGCCGCUGACAGAGAAAGGAGGAGCGCUCCCCAAGAGAACCAUGCUGCUGUGGUCGGUGUGGGGUGUUCUGCUGCUCAACACAGCGGGGGCUUCAGACGAGGACGAUGUCCGAGCAGGAUGCAGCACGGCCGUGAACGACCUGGUAUACAUUGUGGAUGGGUCUUGGAGCGUCGGCUACACCGACUUUGACACAGCCAAGGAAUGGCUCAUCAACAUCACCAGCCAGUUUGAUAUCAGUCCACACUAUACACAGGUUGGUGUUGUCCAGUACAGCGACACACCUCGACUGGAGAUUCCUCUGGGGAAGCACCAGCAGGGGGCGGAGCUGAUCCAGGCCAUACAGAGCAUUGACUAUCUAGGAGGAAACACACAGACUGGCAGAGCCAUAAAGUUUGUAGUGGACCACGUGUUUUCCUCCACCGAGAGAGGGAGCAGAGUAAAGAACCGAAUCGCGGUGGUGGUGACUGACGGCAAAUCUCAGGAUGACGUGGUAGAUGCCAGCAUGGAAGCACGAGCUCAGGGCAUCACAGUGUUUGCUGUAGGAGUUGGCAGUGAGAUCACAACAUCAGAGUUGGUGUCCAUUGCCAACAAACCAUCAUCCACAUACGUCCUAUAUGCUGAGGAUUAUACCACCAUUGACCGUAUUGGAGACUCCAUGGAACAAAAACUAUGUGAAGAGUCUGUAUGCCCAACAAGAAUCCCAGUGGCAUCUCGCGAUGAGAAAGGCUUCGAGUUGAUGGUGGGAUUAAACAUUCAGAAGAAAGCCAAGAAGGUUUCAGGCUCUCUGGUUUCUGAGACUGCUUACACUCUUACCGUUGGCACAGAUAUUGCAGAGACAACAAGAGAGAUUUUUCCAGAAGGCCUGCCUCCAUCAUAUGUCUUCAUCGCAACUCUGCGUCUGACUGGGAGCUCUAGUAGGCUGACCUAUGAUCUUUGGAGGGUGGUAUCAAAGGAUAAGGAAAUCCAGGUUGCUGUGACUCUCAGUGGCAAAGACAAAUCUGUAACCUUUACCACCACAUGUGUGACAGAAAAGGAGCAAAGAGUCAUCUUUAAAACAGGCUUCCAGACUCUGUUCGAUGGGAAAUGGCAUCAACUGAAGCUCCUGGUCCGGCCAAGACAUGUCAUCGGCUUCCUUGAUGAUCAUCAAAUCCAGGAAAUCUCUUUGAAGCCAGUGGUUCCUAUUUACAUUAACGGGAAGACACAAGUCGCCAAGAAAACAGGGACUGACACCACCGUUCCACUGGAGAUUCAGAAGCUGCGUCUGUACUGUGAUCCUCAUCAGAGCGAGAGGGAAACAGCCUGUGAAAUCUACUCUGUGGAUGAUGAACGGUGUCCUCUGAACCGAACAGAGACUCCAUUAGAAGAAGAUUGCAACUGUGUGGUUGGCCCGCCAGGACAACGUGGCCCACCAGGACGCAUGGGUUUCCGAGGGGAAAAGGGGAGAGAGGGGCCACCAGGACCUGAUGGUAAGCCUGGUAAAGAAGGCCCACCGGGUAAAGAUGGCCCUCCUGGACCUCGAGGGCUGAAGGGUGAAGAGGGCUUAGCGGGACCUUCAGGAGAGCCCGGUCCUCAAGGUGACAAAGGAGACAGAGGAGAACCAGGACUGCCAGGUGAACCAGGGCAGACAGGACCCCAGGGACUUCCUGGUGAGAUGGGAGAACAAGGACCUCCAGGAGAAACAGGACCAACGGGGGAGCCGGGAGUUCCAGGUGAUGUUGGUCUGAUGGGACCAGUUGGACAAAAGGGAGAGAGAGGGGAAGCAGGACCACCGGGGGAUGCUGGACCGCAAGGUGAAUCUGGCUCCCAGGGACCUCCUGGCAAGCCAGGUUUGCAGGGAUUACAGGGUGAGAUAGGGCUACCCGGCCCACAGGGUUUACCUGGAAUCAAAGGAACUCUGGGAGUCCAGGGGCCCCAGGGUCCGCCCGGAGCAAUUGGCCAAGAUGGUCCCAAGGGCAAAUGUGGAGAUCCUGGAGUUCCUGGUCCUGUUGGUCCUCCAGGUCUGAAGGGCCCGUUGGGGGAGCCGGGCUUUCCAGGAUCUCCGGGAACUGCGGGGAGACCAGGCUUCAAAGGUCAUAAGGGGGAAAGAGGAGAGAGCGGCUCCAAAGGAAACCAGGGGGAGCGAGGAACAGAUGGAGAUCCAGGGAUUCCUGGCAUUCCUGGCGAAGCGGGACCCAGGGGGAGGAAAGGAGAGAAAGGAACCACAGGUGACAUGGGCUUCAAGGGCCUUGAAGGGAAGAAGGGCGACAUGGGCCUUAUGGGGGUCGUUGGUCCUCGGGGAUUUCCUGGUCAGGAUGGGUUGCCAGGCCAACCAGGCCAGCCAGGGUAUCCCGGGAAACCUGGCAAGCCUCCUUCUGAUGAACUCAUUCUAAAGCUGUGUACGGAUGUUCUGCGUAACCAACUCCCUGCACUGCUCCAGACCCUCACUCCUUCGUCUGAGUGUGAACCAUGUCAAAGCCUAAAGGGACCUCCAGGUGAGCCUGGAGUGCCAGGCCCCAAAGGCUCCAUGGGAACACCAGGCUACCCUGGCAGAAUUGGAGAUCCUGGCUACCCAGGACCCCCUGGACCCCAGGGUCCCGCAGGCCUCAAAGGUGACAUGGGAGCUAAAGGCCUCAAAGGCAGCAAAGGAGAGCGUUACCAAGGACCCCCAGGACCAGCCGGGCAGCCAGGGAUUCAGGGGCCUCGCGGCUUUGAUGGAAUUGGCUAUCCAGGCAACCAUGGGACUCCUGGAAAACCUGGACCACCAGGCGAACCGGGGAAACGGGGCAGCCCUGGGCUUCCAGGAGCUUGUGAUGCCUCCAUGUGUUACCAAGCCUACAACCUCAGGGAACAUUACAUCAAAGGGCCUGAAGUCUAACAGCACAGGAAAGAGACCGACGCUCAUGAGUUUUACAGCAGGCUGUUCUGUAUCACCGCUGACUAAGACGGUUUCCUGGAGCUUUCUGCACUGGAGGCAGAUGCAAACUUGGGGCUGAGACAAAAUGAAACAGGCAAGCCUUCGAUCCAAGACCAUGGAGUUCAUCAUUAAAGAUGGUCGGCAGGCUGCUAAGGUUAUGGCGACGGUCUGAGCAGAAGGUUUGAAAAAUAACCCAUAAUAGUCUCCUAAUCAGCUGUUUUAUUACAGAUCUGGAGAUAUUUUUUUUGUUUGAAUGGUAUUUUCAUUUGCAACAAGAUAGAGACGUAUGAUUUAUAAUAUCAUUAAUAUUGUUGAAAGAAACUACCUCCUCCUUUGUAUAAAGAUGUUUUGUUAUACUGAGCUCUGCUUUUUUUUUUUGAACCAUACAAACAAAGAAACAUUUAUUUGGUAAGAAAAAACAAACAAUCUGUAUGUAUUUAAGCAAUUUUUUUAAAUCGUGUUA